Fomitopsis serialis is the source of this 258-nucleotide messenger RNA. RefSeq lists its product as uncharacterized. The record is from RefSeq and is a predicted model, not a curated record. The annotation marks the transcript as partial. NCBI's taxonomy places the organism in Eukaryota, Fungi, Basidiomycota, Agaricomycetes, Polyporales, Fomitopsidaceae. The transcript has 2 exons.
ACCAACAUGCCGCAAGAGAUCCGCGAGAUGCUCAUAUCCAACUUGGUUGCUUGUUUCGAAGAUCAGGGGGAGAAUCUCAGAGAAACGUGCUCCUCAUCGGAAGGAAGAGAUUUCAGCUUCCCCGCUCUUCAUUUCGCCUGGUAUAACCGGCACGGGACAAGGGGCCAUGAUGUGCCAGUCGACGCACACCCAAUACUCAUUGAGAAAGACGACAAUACUCGAACGAACUACGGCCAAAUGCUUCCCUACCCGUCUCAA